AUGGGUGACGGCACUAGUGUCUCUGCUGCACCAACUGGAAUAAGGGCAAACGAAGAUGAUAUCUGGAUCCCAACGCACCGCUUGCCCAUCAGUCAGACUGGGCGUGUUCCACUUCCCUCUGAGUUGAUGAGACACGACAUGAUGCACGGCAUGAUGCGCGACAUGUUCAAUACGGCCUCCAACACACCCUCCAGCCAGGAUAUAGUCAUGCUGGAGGCUUUUGCUGAAGCCUCUAGCCUUGAGACCCCUACAAGCACCCAGACUGACACACCGUCUGUUCUCAACACGAUGAUGCUUCAGCCACGCACCAAUGGCACUGGGCCCAAGGAUCUGACGAACACCAACGCAAUGUCUAUCGACUUCCUCAUCAAUAAGGCAACAACUAAGAGCCAUGUUGAAGACUGCACAUCAGGUGCUGCUGCAAACAUUGCCAUCAACAGUCCUGCAGCCCGAGAACCAGCCUUCAACAUUGCCCAGAACAGUUCGACUCGAGGAAAUGAGGCUAAAGCUUCUGCGACAAACAUCACUGCCGCUACCAGAUCAGCUGCGACUAGUGCUAGUGGCUCAUCCCCAAAUUACCUCCCUCCAAUGGAUUUCAGUCACUUCUCCAAUGAGUUUGUUACCUUUAUCGCUGGCAAGUCUCAGCAGAAGAUUUCGAUUCACAAAGGAAUCCUGCUAAGAUACCCGGAUUUCACCUUUUUCCACAAAGAACUCAACAAUAAAAAUAAGGAGAGUGCCUGUGCAGAGAUCCACAUGCCAGGGGAUUCAGCAGAUGUCGUCGGUUGGAUGGUCUGGUGGUGCUACCACCAAUGCCUGCAAAUGGUAAACAUUCAAGCCCUCCGACCUGUGACAGAGGGCGGUCCAGUGGUGUCUUCUCUGCCAGAUCCUGUGCCGUCGCUGGGCGAAACCCACUCUCGUGAGUUCAUGGUCCAGUACGGUUGCAGGCCAAGUCAACAAUUGGUCCUCCCAAUGCCGCCCCCCAUCAACCAAGUUCCCUGGAUUUCUCAGUAUCCUCACCGCCAAGAACAGCGCUCUUCUUCCAAAACACCAAUGGCAUCUCACCGCCAUGGCGAGCUUUCCACUCCCUUUGCGCAAUACCAGAUCCACCGAAUGCAUGUCUGUCGCAGCACCUCAUUCGAAGAGGACAGACUCUCUUUGCACGAUGCGACCCAACGCCCAUCCACUUCGGUCUACAAUACCCCUCGGGAAGUCGAAAGAAUUGAAAGACUGCAGAGCUAUUUGGAAAAUUACCAUGACAUCAACCUUUUCGCCGCCAGUCCCGAGCGCAUCGACGCCGAGCUGAUCCAACUGAGGCUGGUUAAGCUCAUCGUUUUCGCUGUCAAGUACGGCCUCGAGACGCUCCGUGAGGAAGCGUUGAUAUCUUACUGCAAGGGAGAAAAGGCCAUCGACCGCCCGGUCCCCCUCUUCGGGCACAUCAAGAUAGCGUACGACGGCUGCGCUGCUACGUCGCUUUUCCCCAUGCUGCUCGCUGAUUACGCAUACAAAAGCGCGGCCCGCAAUGGCCUCUGGCUUAAGAUCACGGAAAUGUUUUCACUGGGUUGUGGGAAUUUCACCAAAGCAAUGAUGGAUAGGGUGCAGGGCCGAACUCCUGUUCGCGAUACGAUCGACGUAUACGCAGCAAGAUAG
This is a messenger RNA of Colletotrichum karsti, 1647 nucleotides long. RefSeq lists its product as uncharacterized. The transcript has 2 exons. Bases 1 to 1647 code for a protein of 548 amino acids. Lineage: Eukaryota; Fungi; Ascomycota; Sordariomycetes; Glomerellales; Glomerellaceae. The record is from RefSeq and is a predicted model, not a curated record.